UCCUCGGCCAACCGACGUCCGACACACUCAACUUUUCACUGAUCUGCCGUCAGGCACAAACAGUCAACGGCUCUGUUUGACUACCUUCCUCACGUCACGACCUACAAUGAUAGUCACGCGAGCUAUAUCCUUGACGAACUUCCUGGUAGCCAGCUCUGCACUGGGUUUCCAGGUGUUGGUGCUAUAUCCGUGGCACAAGGAGUUAGACGCGGGGUUCGAGGACCUGAAGAAGGAGCACUUGAAGGUUCUGGAUGCUGUGGGAAACAGUCUGAGCGAGCAGCAACGAAGGGCCUUCUCCGACAAAUUGAGCGACCUGAAAAGCCAAAGCUCGAAAAGCAUCCACAACGUUGUUACACGUACACAGAGCCCUGGAGAACCAAUCAAGGCCGCUAGAGACAAAAUCAUGCCGACCAAGGACAAGGCCGUGGACACUGCAACAACCGAAGAGGCUAUGGGAGUGUCUCUGUACGCAAGAUAUGCUCUCGCUGGCGCCUUCUGUUGCGCUUUCACACAUGCCGUCCUCACACCCGUCGAUGUUGUUAAAACACGGAUCCAGCUCGAUCCAACCACAUACAGCAGCAACAUUUCUCAGAGUGCACGGCAGAUAGUUUCAUCAGAAGGGCGAGGAGCUCUCCUGAUAGGGCUAGGCCCUACCAUCGCAGGUUACUGCCUCCAGGGUGCCUUCAAGUUUGGCGGCUACGAGUAUUUCAAAGCUCGCGCGGUCGACUAUCUUGGGCACUCGACUGCUACCAAUAACCGGAAUGCUGUAUACCUUGCCUCCGCCGCCGCGGCCGAGUUCCUUGGUGAUAUCGCGCUCUGCCCAUUCGAGUCUGUUCGAAUCCGGCUCGUGUCUCAGCCUACCUACGCCGUUGGCUUCGUGAGCGGGCUUGCUAAACUGGCCAGAGAAGAGGGUCUUAGUGGCUUGUACUCCGGCCUGAGUCCCAUCCUCCUCAAACAGAUUCCCUACACUAUGGCAACAUUUUUGGUCUACGAAAAGGCUAUCCAGACAGCAUAUAGCAUUGUAGACAAGAGCGAGCUCACUUCGAUGGCAGUUACUGGCAUCAACCUUGGUGCCGGGCUUGUCUCUGGUUUGGCCGCCGCCGUCGUCUCCCAACCAGCCGACACGAUCUUGAGUAAAAUCAACAAGGAAAGGGCAAACAAAGGCGAAAGCACAACCCGCCGCUUAGUUCGCAUCGCAACUGGGCUUGGACUUCGCGGUGCCUACACAGGCAUGCAAGCAAGAGCAAUCAUGGUUGGUGGCAUGACAGCAGUGCAAUUUGGCAUUUAUGGGGACAUAAAGAAGCUUUUCGGGGCAACCGAUGGUGUGGAGUUAAGCCAGAGCUACCCUGUAGUAGAUCGUUUAGAGGAAGUGCGGCAGACUCUCGUGCAGCCUAUAGAAUGAUCGACCCGAAGUAGCGACAGAUAUAUUUCUUCCGAUGCCUGUUAGAAAGUAGUGUCUGCGGUAGACGUCCUGUUCGGCCCCCACUGGGGACGCUCUGUUGGCAUUGACGCUCCUACGCUAUGGUGGGUAUUGUAGCUACUGUCCAGUCCUUGUACACCUAAAAUGGACGCAAUCCUUCCGU
Messenger RNA from Microdochium trichocladiopsis, 1583 nucleotides. RefSeq names its product mitochondrial phosphate carrier protein. Lineage: Eukaryota; Fungi; Ascomycota; Sordariomycetes; Xylariales; Microdochiaceae. The transcript is spliced from 5 exons. Gene Ontology annotation, biological process: mitochondrial phosphate ion transmembrane transport. The record is from RefSeq and is a predicted model, not a curated record. Gene Ontology annotation, cellular component: mitochondrial inner membrane. Bases 107 to 1402 code for a protein of 431 amino acids. Gene Ontology annotation, molecular function: phosphate transmembrane transporter activity.